This is a messenger RNA of Pochonia chlamydosporia 170, 669 nucleotides long. Its product is annotated as peptidase family s51 domain-containing protein. Gene Ontology annotation, biological process: proteolysis. Gene Ontology annotation, molecular function: serine-type peptidase activity. The coding region runs from base 1 to 669 and encodes 222 amino acids. The record is from RefSeq and is a predicted model, not a curated record. Lineage: Eukaryota; Fungi; Ascomycota; Sordariomycetes; Hypocreales; Clavicipitaceae. The transcript has a single exon.
AUGAUCUACCUCGGCGGCGGCGGAUCCUCCACCGACGAAGCCGCCGUCUUCUCCGCAGCCUUCCACCCCCCAGCCCGCAUCGUCAUCUGGCCAUGGGCACAACCUUCCCACCGCUGGGACGGCAUGAAGUCCUGGAUCCAGUCAUCCGUAGAGCCGCUCGGUUCAUUCCCCCCCGUGACAAUUGGCCAUGCACCUGAUUUUGGCCUCGACACCGCUGACAUUAUUGUCAUUCCGGGCGGGAACACAUUCCUCCUGCUGCAGGAGCUGCAGCGGUAUGGGCUUCUACAUCGUUUGAGGGGGUUUGUGUCCAAGGGGGGAAGGGUAUAUGGCGGGUCGGCAGGGGCGGUGAUUCAAGGUGCUGAUAUUGGAAUCAUUGACGAGAAGGCUGGUGGUAUGGAUGUUAAUGAGGGGGUAGUUGAUUUGAAGGGGCUGGAUUUCCUGUCGGGGUGGGUGGUGUUUCCGCAUUACGGGGAGGAGUGGAAAGCUCAUUGCGAGAGAUGGAGCCGUGAGAAGGGCGUGUGUGUUUUGGGGAUCGCGGAACGGGGAGGGUUGGAGGUUGGUGAUGGGAGGGCGGUGAAUCUUGGGCCCGAGGAUGUUUGGAUGUUUGGGAAUGGGAGGAUGGAGAGGUGGGUUGCUGGUGAGGAGAGAGUUCUGGGGUCUGGGAUGUAA